UGUCACGGACGCCAGGCAGCUCUAGAUUUCACCACUCCUCUCUACCAUGAUCAACACUUACCAGACCAGCCUGGCUCCCCCGCCGGUGCCUCCGCGCCUCAACAGGUCCCAACCAGUCUUCAUCCCGGCUCCACUUCCAUCACCGGGCCACAGCAAGCCUCUCAUCCAAUUCUUGGCUGGUGUAGUGGUGCUGCAUUUAUUGCUGUCUGUCGGAGGAUUCAUCUAUCUGUUCCACAUUGAAAAAAUGGAAAAACCUCCUACAGCUGAAGCUGCUUUUAUCUCAUCAGGAAAACAGGAAACUUUCUACAGAGCCUUGGCAGGAAUGGUGGUUGACAGACGAACAGCAAAAAAAUCUACAUCCGGUUAUCUCCAGUGGGACAUGAACCACUCGGUUCGUAGGAACAUCAAUUACUACCACGAGAGUUGGUUGACGAUCCUGGAGUCUGGUGACUACUAUGUCUACUCCUCAGUGACCUUCUCCAAGGGCGACUCCGCGCGCCCACUGGCCAGCAGAGUCAAGCUGAGGAAGGACGAGAAAGAAGAGGAGAAGGUUGUGAUGCAAGCCUACUGCAGCCUGCACAGCUGCCCCGGGAACGCAUCUAUCCCUCGCAUGUGCACAGCUACACAGGGAGAGGUGAUCAGUCUGGAGAAAGGAAACCAGCUCAGUGUCUGGGUACAAAACCUUUCACUGGUGGACUACGACGAAGGAGCCACAACCUUUGGGAUGUACAAACUGUAGGACUUCUAUAUGAGCAUGUGCAUGGACCUAAGCUGAAGAGUGGGAACUCAUUAAGUGGAAGGAAUUGGAUAUAAAUCUACUGAGAACACUGUUAAAUACUCUGGAUCCAUAAUCUUUUUUCGUGGAUUUCAGAGACAAAGACCACAAUCCUAAACUAUAAUUUAUUACAUCACAUAUAAUUGUGUGUUAUUUUGUGUUUCUGUGGUAUUUUUGUGAAUUGAUGUUCUGUAUUUAUUGAUGUAAAUGAGGUUGUAUGGCUGUGAAAUGAAUUUUUAAUAUUUAAUCU
Messenger RNA from Xiphias gladius (swordfish), 1025 nucleotides. RefSeq names its product CD40 ligand (gene cd40lg). The transcript has 4 exons. Gene Ontology annotation, molecular function: tumor necrosis factor receptor binding. Gene Ontology annotation, cellular component: membrane. The coding region runs from base 47 to 739 and encodes 230 amino acids. The record is from RefSeq and is a predicted model, not a curated record. NCBI's taxonomy places the organism in Eukaryota, Metazoa, Chordata, Actinopteri, Istiophoriformes, Xiphiidae. Gene Ontology annotation, biological process: immune response.